UAUGUAAUUGGCUGAGGUGUUUGUGUAUGACGUAGCCCAAUUGUCCAUCUUGUAUAUAAGAUUGGACAUCGUUGCAGGAUUCAGAUGUGGUGCGGGAUGUUGAGGAGUCUCUUACCAGAAGUCAAAGCAAAGACAUGGCGACUCUAGACGUACGUGUGUUACUCUACUUGUGCGGGAUCGUGGGAUGCUGGGCAGAUCCCUGCUUAAAUCCUAUGAAAGUUCCAAGUCUUGAGAAGAGAGACCGUGAAUACGUCCUAGCAACAGGUGAGAGAGCCCUCAACGACAGACUGCUCACAGAGGGGUGGUAUGACGCCGGAGGGAAAGUAUUGCUGGACUCCGCACCAGGUUUCCAGCACUGUGGUACUCGUUACCCUAUAUGGAGAAAACAAAAGAAUGGUGACAACUCUGUAAUGUGCAUUCAAAGCCACAGCGGCACCUGUAUCAGGGAGAUGAACAUUGAAACCAAAAUGUGCGGCGAGAAGGAGAUAUUUAAUUUGCAGAAAACAAUAUCCUCGAGUGCAUAUUGUUUUGGUAAACCAGGCGCACCUCCAACAUUUGCCGUGAAACCCACUGUUACUACCCAACUUCACAAUGAUACGUAUACGAGCAAGCUGGAGUUCCGUUGUGAGUUCAGCAAACACGAUGAUGACGUCUUCUACGCUACCAACUGGGUCGUUAACGGCGAACUUGUCCUCACUGAAGAUGCUAUGAGAUGGGACAAUGGAGACGUUAUAGACAAACAUACUCUGACAGAGGUUAAACUGAUCAGCGUUCACGUAACUCAAGUUGGAUUCGAGCUGCGGUGUUCAGUCAGAGCUAGCCACAGAGAAGACACGGCAGCCAGUAUUCCUGUCUUGUCAGACUCCAAGUUUAUAGGGAUUAAGAUAUCUGAUAAAACACUUGAGCUGUCAGAAGGGGAGUUCGCUGACAUAUCCCUCCAGCUGACGGCACCAUUUGGAUGUGGGACUGAACCUGGUCGAUGUGAACUAAACAUAGAAUCUGUUCACCUAGAGAUCACGCCAGAUUGUGCAGAAGCGAAAUUGGCAAGUUCAACUUGUGGAAAGGUUAUUUCAGCUUCGGAGUGGGAUAAAGCUGCCACGAUCAGGGUAUUUGGUCAGGUUUCUCAGAGCCUUGGAUCAUCAAGUAACACCUUGAAACUGAAGCUGGCAACCCCUGACGUACUACUUGACAACAUGUUUUGGGCCAACUACACUUUCGGCAUCAUAACGGUUCAGCUGAAAAAGAACACCACGCUGAUUGCGGGGAAGUCGUGUUAUGCUAUCAAUGACCCACACAUACAAACAUUUGAUGGAAGGCGAUACGAACAUCAAUAUGAAGGUGUCUUCACUAUGUAUAAGCACACAACCUUUCCCAUUGAGGUUCAAAUACAGACAGCGGACUGUGGAAGCGGUACGUACAACGCGUGGUGUAACUGUGGAGUUGCUAUACGAGCUGGCAGGACGGUGUUUGAGUUUAACAGGUGCGCGGGACAGUCCAGUAUCUGGACAAUAGAAUACACACUGUGUGAAGACAGUGGAGAUGUACUACAGGUCAAAAAGAAGGGCACUAGUUAUGAGGUGUAUCUGCCCACUGGAGGAAGAGUGACAGUGACUGUCUAUGGCAUCUACCUGAACGUUUACAUCUACCCGUCAAUCCAAGACGUAAAUAACACCCGUGGUCUCUGUGGGACACUAUCAGCAGACUGCAGCGACGACUUUUUCCUGAGGGACGGCACCUACUCCUCAGACGUCACGGCUACGGGUGACUGCACAACUACAUACAACAACUGGCAGAAUCUUCUCACAACAUUCUCGAACUCAUGGAAGGUUGACAAUGAAACUUAUAGGGUCGAUAAUGUAAGUAACCUGUUUGAUCCGAACGCCCUUACAUCACUGCCAGCGUGGCCACGGACAAACCUUUAUUGUUCCUGUUCCCCGGAUCCUCAAUCUACUACACUCACUGAAGCAGUAAAUUGCACUGCAGCUAUUCAUAAGGUGUGUGCCACCCUUCCGGGCUUCACAGAAGUGUUCCCGACGUCGUGCACUAUAACUGAGAGACGCCGGAGAAGAUCUGCAGGUGUUCAUUUGGAAUCACCAAGGAGAAUACGUCGGCAAGCUGCAAAGGUGUGGUCGGACGGGUGGACAGAGGUCCAGGCAAAGACAUUCUGUGAGAAGUUAUUCCAGGAAUCGCAAUCAGUACAAGCGUGCAAAAACGUAUCGGGCGUUGGCAUCAGCGGCAGCAUAGAAAACUGUAUCUUGGACAUUCAGCUGACAGGCACCACAGACUUUUCUCGUUUCUCCGUCGACACGGUGAGAGACAAGUGUCUACAAGAGGUGUUGGUUGACCCGGAACUCAAGGUUAAGAAUGAGACGAGGAAGAUGUCGGUCUAUGACAUUGUUGUGGCAGAGGCUUGUCUGAACGACUGCAGCGGGAAAGGAACAUGUACAAAUGGUGAUUGUGUAUGCCAAACCAACUAUGGCGGCUCCGACUGUUCUGUAGACCUCACAGCUCCCCCUCGACUAUCGGAAACGGAAACGGUUGACACAUGUGACAUGUCACGUGAUGCAUGUGACGUUGUUUCCGUGAAAGGCGAGACGUUUGUCGAUGGUGUAUCAACAUGUUUGGUUGAAGAGAUCAGGGUUAGAAAAUCAGGACAAGAAAUCGUUGUAUCAAAAGUACACAUAGCAACCGUGGUCAACAUCGGUCAUGCGCAGUGUAAAGUUGUGACCAAUGACAACACCGGAAGUGAGGACAGCGAGUAUGUGCGUGCCUACCGGAUAUCGAUUGCCAACAGUGCCGGUAACUAUAGUGACAGUGUGGGCCUGAUUGUGUUUGACAGUACAUGUAUCCGAGCUGAUGGUGGCCGCGAAACAAAGUUCAAGUGGACAGUGAAGGGUCCAUACUGCCUGGACCGAGGGACGUGUGUUUCCCAUGGGGCGAGACAAUCUGGAAACAAGUGUCUGGUGUGUGACGUGUCCGACAACAAGGGCACAUGGAAAACAGGAACAGAGUCGGGAUGCCAGGGUGAGUCUGGGAAGCUUCUUCUCAUAGCUGUAGCUGCUGCUGUCGGGGGAGUCGUUUUCGUCAUCAUCAUCGUUGUUGCGUUGGUCUGCGUAUGCAAAAAGAAAAAUAGAAAGGGGAAGAACGGCAAUGCAGAGGGUAGAGAAAUGACAUAAGAAUCAACACAACUUACAGAUGCGUUGCCUGCACACUGCAAAUGAGCAGUACCUUGCUCAAAUCUAGCAUUUUGGAAAGUGAGAGUUUCGAAUUGUCGUAUGUUCAUAUACUUUUAAUAUCUGUCGAAGGUGUGCGUUGAGAACAUUCAUGUAUAAACAUAUUUAGAAGAUGUACUAGCUUUGCCUUGAGCAGAGAUGUCUUACGAUAAUGGUAGGAUUUGACGCUUCUAUUUACAAAUCUCUACAAAACUCAUUUCCAUAAUCAUGAGAAAUUCCACUUAAACCAGAGCCUGUUGUACGAUUCCAACUACAUGUAUAUCAUGAAAAUUGUGUUUAUAAAUUACUAUCCAACAUUGAUCAUAAGCACAUGCUUAUGACAUAGUCACAGCCGUAUCAUGGACUCUACUUUUAGUGGAGAGUUCAAAUGUUUAGGGAAAUGCCGUUGCUUAUACACUUUUCGACAAGAAAUACAACAUUCCACAUGUCUUAUAAAAACACAUGUAUCCACCAUGGAAUUUUUAGUUCCUUAAAUGUAAUGUUAAUCGUCGAUGUUAUAUGUUUUUUGUCAAUUUAUACUUUCACAAUGUAUUGUCAUGCAUACUUAGAAUCACUUCUGUAGAAACCGCAGCUAUGCAUUUUCUAAUAUUAUGUAUAACAUUGUUCUUGAACGCCCAGCCGCAGUGAUUGAGAAAACAGUACUGUAAAUAUGAGCUUCAGUGGAGUUGACUGGUUCACUCAAAAGUCGUUAUUGUGUUUUGGAACCGAUUAGAAUCAAGUAUUUUUCAUGGUCGUGGUAGAAUGACAACUGCUUAAACACUAUAUUCAGCAUAUAUCCUAGUAACCUUUUCACUUUUGUUUUUAAUUAAUGAAUGGCGAUCUGUAUUACAAUCCAUCUCAUCAUUGAUGUCCUCUGUACAAUCCAUUUAUUUUAGUUACAUGUUCCUAUUUGUUGAUCUUUUUAAAAAAUAAACAAAUAAUGCGCUAA
Haliotis rufescens (red abalone) is the source of this 4161-nucleotide messenger RNA. Its product is annotated as von Willebrand factor D and EGF domain-containing protein-like. Lineage: Eukaryota; Metazoa; Mollusca; Gastropoda; Lepetellida; Haliotidae. The transcript is spliced from 21 exons. The coding region runs from base 135 to 3176 and encodes 1013 amino acids. The record is from RefSeq and is a predicted model, not a curated record.